UCUUUCGGAAAUGAGGUCUACCAGGCCUUCGGCGGAUCUGGGCAAACCCUGGGCAGCCUGCACAUCGCCUUCGUAAGCUCACUCCCCCCAUCUCCAUGAGCAAGCUUCCCUUUUUCCAGAGGCUGUCGAGCCCUUUGUCUGACUACAGAGAGACACACGAAUACUUCCCACUUCUGAGAAGCCCGUCUCUCGCUUCUUUAGCAACCGAGCCCCAUAGGUUGGCCAGGCUGCGCACAGCGCUCCGAUUGGAAGCGGGGACUGCCCGUCAAGCAUUUCCUCUCGGCACAGACUACUCCACUCCACCCUUCGCCUUUUCAGGUGGAUUAGGGAAAGUGAAGUUGCCUCAAUUCUGGGGCGCACGCCUAUUGGUCGGACAUUGGUAUCCAUCAUGACCGAGGCUGUGAAAGCCCUCGAGCCUUCGAUUGGGUCCGGGGAUAUGUCAGUCAAGAUGGGCGGGUGCAAUCGCAACGCAGCGCACAGUAUUGGUGGAGCUACGGCGCGGCCGGAGCGGGUGCGGAACCGCAGGAGGAGAGCCGGCUUCUCUUGAUUGGGCCACAGGGAGGCCCUCCGACUCCGGACUGGUUGAACGCGAGCCGCGCCCCCGUCACGCCGACAGCCGGCUGCAAGGGGAGCUGCCGGGCUCGCCUGUGUUAGCCUUGCGAGCCAGGGCGGUGAGAGGAGUGCAUAGGCGGUUCGCCGGGUCCCCAGCCAGGCCGACGUAAAUCCGGAGUGGCGCGCGUCAUCUCAACGGGAUGUGCAGAUGGAGGCUGGAGGAGACACUAAAGCCCCAGCCCCUGGGGACGCGGAGGACUUGGAGGACACUCGGUUCCCCAGUGAGGAGGCUGGAGAGGAUGGAGGGGUUCACGAGGACCCGCCGGAUCCUGGAGAGGGGGACCUGGAGAAAACAGAACCCGAGACGAAGGAUCAGCCACCCGGCCUGCUGUCACCCCUGCCCCAGUCAGAGGCCCUGUCAUGCACCUGUGGGCUUUGGGAUCCUGCGACCUCUGAGGAUAGUCCCCUGGGUGACCCCGAGAGUGGCUCUGGGGGCCAGGGUGGGGACCCCAGUGAUGAGGACUGGCGCAACAAGAGAAAGCACGUGUUUGUGCUGAGCGAGGCAGGCAAGCCCAUCUACUCCAGGUAUGGUAGCGUGGAGGCACUGUCGACGACCAUGGGUGUGAUGACAGCCCUCGUGUCCUUCGUACAGAGUGCAGGGGAUGCCAUCCGCGCCAUCUACGCUGAGGACCACAAGCUGGUGUUCCUACAGCAGGGCCCACUGCUGCUGGUGGCCGUGUCAAGGACUCCUCAGUCAGCAGCCCAGCUACGCGGGGAGCUGCUCGCCGUGCACGCGCAGAUCGUGAGCACGCUCACGCGUGCAAGUGUGGCCCGCAUCUUCGCGCGCAAGCAGAACUACGACCUCCGCCGCCUGCUGGCCGGUUCGGAGCGCACCCUAGACCGGCUCCUGGACAGCGUGGAGCGGGACCCCGGGGCCCUGCUGCUGGGCGCCGUGCGCUGCGUGCCUCUGGCUCGCCCGCUGCGGGACGCCCUGGGGGCGCUGCUACGGCGCUGCACGGCGCCUGGCCUGGCCCUCUCGCUGCUGGCGAUCGGAGGCCGGCUGGUGACGGCGGCCCAGGAGCGGACUGUGCUCGCCGAGUGCCGGCUGGACCCAGCCGACCUGCAGUUGCUGCUCGACUGGGUGGGGGCGCCGGCCUUCGCGGCGGGGGAGGCGUGGGCACCUGUGUGCCUGCCCCGCUUCAACCCCGACGGUUUCUUCUACGCGUACGUGGCGCGCCUGGACGCCAUGCCGGUCUGCCUGCUGCUGCUUGGCACCGACCCCGAGGCCUUCCAUGACAUGGCCACGUGCAGGCGCCUGCUGGAGGAGGGCAUGCACGGCCUUGGCGCCAUGCGGGCCCUGGGGGAGGCUGCCAGCUUCUCGAGCGCCCCAGCAACCAGUGCUCCCGCCUACAGCGUGCAGGCUGUGGGGGCGCCCGGCCUCCGACACUUCCUCUAUAAGCCGCUCGAUAUCCCCGACCAUCACCGCCAGCUGCCUCAGUUUACCAGCCCUGAGCUGGAGGCCCCGUACAGCAGAGAGCAGGAGCGGCAGCGCCUGUCCGACCUGUACCACCGUCUGCACGCGCGCCUGCACAGCCCCUCCAGGCCCCUGCGCCUCAUUUACCACGUGGCUGAGCGGGAGACGCUGCUGGCCUGGGUGACUUCCAAAUUUGAACUCUAUACCUGCUUGAGCCCCCUGGUGACAAAGGCAGGUGCCAUCUUGGUAGUGACUAAACUCCUGCGCUGGGUGAAGAAAGAGGAGGAUCGACUCUUCAUUCGUUACCCACCCAAGUACUCCACACCCCCAGCAGCCCCAGCUGCCUCUACAGACCAACCUUCCCAUAACGGCUUGUUCCCUGGACCUUGAGAGGUGGAGUUCUCAGAUUGGGCAGUGCUGAGAACCACCACUUUUGGUUUUUACCUUCUGUCUCCACCCUGGGAAAGGGGCAGGAGGGACAGAGGAAAGGCUGCUUCCCCAGCCCCGUCAUGCUCCUCCAUCUCUGGGAAAAUCCUUCGGCCCCUCUGCCUCACCUCUAUCACUCGGAUGAUAUUCCUCUGUCAGGGGCUGUCUCCUCCAGUCCUGGGCAGCACACCCUCUGUCCUGCAUCAGGAGUCUGCCUCCUUGAUGGGCUCUCAGCCCUAAGUGUCUAGGGUUGGCCAAGGUCCCUUUGGGUGGUCCGCAGGGGCUCUGGAAUUGGGAAUGCAUGGCCAGCCUUCAUGAAAGGCUUAACGAAAGAAACAGUACAUAAAAGACCUAAAACCAGUUCCCACAAGGACAUUCCUUUGCCCUUCAUGUACUUCAUCUUUACCUGGUCAAAAGUGGCCCCCAUCAACGUUGGCUGCUGCUGAUACCGGUGAGAAGGUGGCCUCCAGGGCAGAACACCUGACUUCACAGGUGGCUGAGAUCCAGACAUCCUGCAUGGGAGGUGCACUCGGCUUCUAAGGCUCAUUGAACUCCUUCGUCAAGUGCAGAAAACCUCGCAUAGGCUAUUACGUGAGGAUUUGUGAACGAAGGGGGACUCGAACUCCUGGGUACCACCGCACAGCUCAUGUAUAUUUGUCUCGGACUUCCACAACCUGCACCACACGCAACCCAGAGAGGGCAAGGCUUCCCUAGAGUUCGUACGUGUGUGCACAGCACUCCCCCCUCAACCGACCGAGACCCAGUUGUGCCCGUUCCCCUACACUGGAGCUGGUGGACGCGAGGUUACGCAUGCGCGCUAACUGUCGUUCAGGGGCCCGCCUCCGUGCUUGGCGGGAGCUGAACCCUCACCGCGCCUCCAGCCUGGGCGACUGACGAGCAGACGCGCAGUGCACGCAUGCGCGCCGCAGAGCCUGUGUCCCUCGUGGUGUUUUUUUGGGUUUUUUGACCAGUCGUCGUCCAAGGUGCACGCAAGCGCAAGCCCCG
Messenger RNA from Mirounga angustirostris (Northern elephant seal), 3457 nucleotides. It is a transcript of the gene MON1B, whose product is annotated as MON1 homolog B, secretory trafficking associated. The coding region runs from base 761 to 2416 and encodes 551 amino acids. The transcript is spliced from 6 exons. Lineage: Eukaryota; Metazoa; Chordata; Mammalia; Carnivora; Phocidae. Gene Ontology annotation, biological process: vesicle-mediated transport; protein targeting to vacuole. Gene Ontology annotation, cellular component: Mon1-Ccz1 complex. The record is from RefSeq and is a predicted model, not a curated record.